Molecule: messenger RNA, 1235 nt
Organism: Drosophila elegans
Lineage: Eukaryota; Metazoa; Arthropoda; Insecta; Diptera; Drosophilidae
Product: allergen Tab y 5.0101
Source: RefSeq, a predicted model, not a curated record
AUGAAGCAUUAUUGGUUGAUACUCGUAGCACUGCUCGAAUGGAAUUCCCUUGGAUGGAGCGAGCUUAUCGACUACUGUCAGAUGCCCUACUGCGGAAUGAAUAACCUAGCCUGCAACAAUCCAUCUAAAUACAGCAUAAUGUGCCCGCCAAAUGCCAGAACCAUUUCCAUGUCGAGAUACCGAAAUGCGAUACUGAAUGCCUUCAACGAGUUUCGCAACUAUACGGCCAGUGGGCAGCAGAAGUAUCUCAAGGCAGCCGCGGGCCGAAUGUCCCGGCUAAGUUACUCCAACGAUCUAGAGGAUUUGGCCCGACUGGCGGUCAUCACCUGCUCCGCCCACAAGUUCUGCCUUAGUUCGCCGGAGUUCUACUUCGUCGGAACCAAUCUGGGAUCCACCUCCUACCAGGGCAACUUGAACGACUACGAGGACCUCGAGCUGAUGCUACGAACAAUCCAGGACUGGACCAAAUACGUGGACAACAUCAAUAUGAAAAUGGCCCUUUAUAUGCCGACUACGUUGGAGAAAAGUGGCACCGCCAAGGCCUUGCUGCUGUUAGCAGACCGUAAUACCCACGUGGGCUGCUGCGUCCACUACUUCAUCUUCGUGUGCACCUUCAGUACGGAUCUUUUUGUGGAGCGGCCCGUUUACCGGAUGUCAAUUCGACCGGGAAGCGCCUGCAAGCGGCUUGAUACCACUUAUGUAGCACUCUGUGCCGUUGGGGAAAAUUACGAAAAUGAAAAGCCCUGGCCCAAUGCUGCGGUCUUCCAGUUGCCCCUUGACAUCUCCAAAGGUCGGCAAACUUAUGUGCCGGCCAAGUAGACAACGCUUUAAGUAAACUUUUAAAUUUGCCACACAAAAAUGGUUUGAGUUUUGCCACCUUUUUAAGAGUGCUGAUGGCUAGACAAAAGUACACGCCCCAGUGUAGCCAAACAAAAUCUGCGCACAGAAACAAAUAGUUAACACCCAUGGACAAAAGGACGAGGAGAAGGAGGAGGAGCAGGAGCAGCAGGAACAGACAUUUCAGGGCAGCCUCGAUAAUCACAGGACACAUUUGCAUAUAAACUCGCUUCCGGGCUGAUGUCCUUCGCAUGCAAAUGAAAACAUUAGCGAGGCACACGCGCAUCCUCAUCCGCAUCCUCAUCCGCAUCCGCAUCUGCGAGAUGCAGAUACACGGACAGCGACAGAUACAGAUACAGAUACUGCUACAGCUACAGAUACAAAUGACAUUCGUCGCU